Molecule: messenger RNA, 532 nt
Organism: Suillus bovinus
Lineage: Eukaryota; Fungi; Basidiomycota; Agaricomycetes; Boletales; Suillaceae
Exons: 1
Coding region: 106-408 (100 amino acids)
Source: RefSeq, a predicted model, not a curated record
GCGGAGUUCGGCUGUGCGACAUGAGAAUCGAAUGAAACAUCCUAACCCUCAGUAUAUUGUCACGGUAGACGAACAUAGUAUGAAUGAUGUGCCAGUAGGUAAGUAAUGGCUUGGUGUUGGCUUGGUGCGUACUUCGUCGUGUUCGGCCAUUCGAAUGAAAAGAAGCUGAGAAACCUUCUAGAUUUUGAAAAACGAAUUUCCUUUUACAAAAUUCAGGGGCUAGAAAACCAAUUCACUUCUGGCCGAGUAAUACUUGGGAAGUCAUUUACGGCUCGAGAUGACCACUCAGACUCACCACAUAAAUCAUAUCACUACACUGUCCGGAAUGCGCAGACUUACCGCCCAGAACCUUAUCAUCUUCUUCCCGCAGUCAGUACUCGUUCUUACCACAAAGGGUAUCGAUCAUGACACUCCACUUCAUGGACCACCGGCAACCUCCCGAGGCUGUGGCUCUGAGCUUCUCAACGUAGAUGAACGUCACGAUGACGCUAUCAUCAUAUAGGCCACUUAAGGUGAUGGGCUUCUAGUAUGG